Hibiscus syriacus is the source of this 503-nucleotide messenger RNA. RefSeq names its product auxin-responsive protein SAUR68-like. Gene Ontology annotation, biological process: response to auxin. The record is from RefSeq and is a predicted model, not a curated record. Lineage: Eukaryota; Viridiplantae; Streptophyta; Magnoliopsida; Malvales; Malvaceae. The transcript has a single exon. The coding region runs from base 16 to 432 and encodes 138 amino acids.
UCAUCCGCAACACGCAUGGAAGCCAGCAUGAUUACCUCAAAGAAGCUUAUCAGAACGACAAGCAAGUGGCAGAGGGUAGCAGACAUUGGAAGUAAAAGAAUUGCAGCAGCAAGGACUAAUAAAAAUAGAGCUGCUGCAGAUCAUUCUAAUAAGCCAUCAGUAGUUGAUAAAGGAUGCUUUGUUGUCUACACAGCGGAUAAGAGACGAUUCGUGAUCCCGUUGGCGUUUCUCAGCAGCUGCAUUUUCAGUGAACUCUUCAAGAUGUCUGAAGAGGAGUUUGGAUUGCCCAGUGAUGGGCCUAUAACAUUGCCAUGUGAUUCGGUGCUCAUGAAAUACAUCGUCUCCCUUGUGAAACGAGGAUUGGCUCAGGAUAUGGAGAGAGCAGUGCUCAAUUCCAUUACUGCCUAUCGUUGUACAUCUUCAGAUACUUGAAUCAAGUACAUGCAGAUCAACAGUCAAUUGUUUGUGGAUUAUAAUUAAAUUGGCUCUGAAUCGUGAAAAUG